Messenger RNA from Drosophila eugracilis, 849 nucleotides. RefSeq names its product elongation of very long chain fatty acids protein F. Gene Ontology annotation, biological process: fatty acid elongation, monounsaturated fatty acid; sphingolipid biosynthetic process; very long-chain fatty acid biosynthetic process. Gene Ontology annotation, molecular function: fatty acid elongase activity. Bases 71 to 823 code for a protein of 250 amino acids. Lineage: Eukaryota; Metazoa; Arthropoda; Insecta; Diptera; Drosophilidae. Gene Ontology annotation, cellular component: endoplasmic reticulum membrane. The record is from RefSeq and is a predicted model, not a curated record. The transcript is spliced from 2 exons.
UUAUUUAAAAUUAAAGAGAAAGUAAAAGUUUAUUUAAAUUCGUCAGUAAGGGAAAAAUAGAGCUUAAAACAUGUUCGAAAUAUUCAGCUUACCAUAUGCGGACUCCAUACAAUUGCCGUUGGCCAGUGGGCCAGGACCUAUCUUGGUUAUUAUCACUGGUUAUCUACUGGUUGUUUUUAAGGCCGGAAGAAAGUUCAUGGAGCACCGAGAUCCUUAUAAUCUUCAAGGAGUACUCAAGUGCUACAAUAUGUUUCAGAUUUGCUACAACAUAAUAUUGCUGUUUCCCGGGUUUUACUUCCUGUUCGUGUUCCAACCAUACAAUUUUCGCUGUAUGGAAGUCCUUCCGCAGGAUCAUCCGCUAAAGAAUUGGGAGCGCAGUAUUAGCUACGCUUACUACAUAAACAAGAUCAUUGACCUGCUAGACACCGUGUUCUGUGUGCUGCGCAAGAAGUACGUGCAAAUAACGUUUCUGCACGUGUUUCACCAUGUGCUGAUGCCAUCGGUCGGAUAUUUAAUAAUUCGCUUCCAGGGCUAUGGAGGUCAUCUCUUUUUCUUGUGCUCCUUCAACGUUAUUGUGCAUGUCUUCAUGUACGGUUACUACUAUUCGACGAUCGACGGAAAAACUGUGCACUGGAAACGAUACCUAACCCUUUUGCAAAUGAUGCAGUUCGUCUUCAUGUUUGGCCACUGUGCCUUCACUGCCAUGCAGGAUGAAUGUAAGGCCUCGCAGGGCACCCUCUUCCUAGUUAGCUGCUCCUCCGCUGCUAUGUUCACCAUGUUUGCCAAUUUCUACUUCCAGUGCUAUAUGAAAAAGCAAAAUUAAUUAAAAAGACGUUAAUAAAAAGCUCA